CCGCCGCGCUGCGACUGGAAGCUCUGCCCACUAUCGCGAGAGCGCAACGGCAGUCUCGCGAGGGCUGCUUGAGGAGUCCCUACGGAAGCUGCGGAACGCGGGUCUCGGCCGCGGGAACUGACUGGGCGUUUCCGUUCCCGGCGUCUCGCCGCAGGAGCUAUAUAUUGAAGACAAUGUCUGGAAGCUUCUACUUUGUCAUUGUUGGUCACCAUGAUAAUCCAGUUUUUGAAAUGGAGUUUUUGCCAGCUGGAAAAGCAGAAUCCAAAGACGAUCACCGCCAUCUGAACCAGUUCAUAGCUCACGCGGCUCUCGACCUCGUAGAUGAGAACAUGUGGCUGUCAAACAACAUGUACUUGAAGACGGUGGACAAGUUCAAUGAGUGGUUUGUUUCAGCAUUCGUCACUGCGGGUCAUAUGAGAUUUAUUAUGCUGCAUGACAUCAGGCAAGAAGACGGGAUAAAGAACUUCUUUACUGAUGUCUAUGAUUUAUAUAUAAAGUUUGCAAUGAAUCCAUUUUAUGAACCCAAUUCUCCUAUUCGAUCAAGCGCAUUUGACAGAAAAGUUCAGUUUCUUGGGAAGAAACACCUUUUAAGCUGAAUGCAAAAAAUUCAGAAGUAAACAGUGUCACUACAAUGGGGUGUACUCAGGAAUGUGUACAUUGUAAGUAACUUGAUUAAACAGCAUGGAAAAA
Orcinus orca (killer whale) is the source of this 690-nucleotide messenger RNA. It is a transcript of the gene TRAPPC2, whose product is annotated as trafficking protein particle complex subunit 2. The record is from RefSeq and is a predicted model, not a curated record. Gene Ontology annotation, biological process: endoplasmic reticulum to Golgi vesicle-mediated transport. Gene Ontology annotation, cellular component: cytoplasm; TRAPP complex; nucleus. The transcript is spliced from 5 exons. Lineage: Eukaryota; Metazoa; Chordata; Mammalia; Artiodactyla; Delphinidae. Bases 174 to 596 code for a protein of 140 amino acids.